This is a messenger RNA of Iphiclides podalirius (scarce swallowtail), 1146 nucleotides long. NCBI's taxonomy places the organism in Eukaryota, Metazoa, Arthropoda, Insecta, Lepidoptera, Papilionidae. The record is from the annotation of a GenBank genome assembly.
AUGAUCUGUCGUCUGAAUUUACUUCUGAUCGGACUUAUUUGCCGAAUUGCAUCCGUGUCCCCGAUAGAUGAAAUGGAAGCGGAUGACGAGGUGCUGCAUUUGAUCGGCGACGCGGACUUCCGCGACGUACGUCUCCGAUGGGAGUACGGGACUGAUGACGAGCGGACUAAGGUGCUCGCCUUCCAAGUGCACUAUUGCGAGCUGCAGGCUUGGGGGCAGUACCGGUGUCGCACUAAAGUGGUAGAUGACUUGGAGGAGGAAAAAUCGGGAAGGGCUCGGCCGGCGGAUACGACAACCACUGCAAAGCCUGGCGUUACCCGCCGCGGCCGCGCAUACAGCACGUACAUCAAAGGCCUGCGGAUGGCUACUACGUAUUCGUUCGAAGUGCGGCCAGUAAAGCGUGAUGCUCGCGAUUUAGCCGACCCGCACUCCAUCGGAUCCAAAAUCAUCAUAGUGCCUACGAAAGGAUUUUCAGCCAGAGCGACACAAUGCUUGCCUCACGCUAGUGAAGUGGAGGUCUCAACUGGACCAUAUUUUGGCGGCCGCAUUGCUGUGGAGGCAGCAGAUGGCGGGCCGGAACGUUGCUCUAUACAAGGCAAUCCGAAUAGUGCCCAGGACGCGUACAUUUUGCGCAUACACCACGAAGAGUGCGGCUCCGAUGUAAAUGAAACUACGGUCGCUACAUACGUCAUCGUACAAGAAAACUUGCCCAUACUAACUCACAGUACACGUCGGGCGGGAAUCAAUUUGCCAAAGGCCAAUCCAGGAGACGUGCUUCAUGAAACGAAACCCAUCGGCUCCGUGGAGCCCUAUGAGAACCAGGACAUGGACUACAACGAUCUACAGCCGGCGAGGCUGGAAGCACGUAAACAAGAAAUGCAACAAAGUGUGUUUGGCGAGGUUUCACUGGUGAUGUUCUUAGUCGUCGCAGCCUUUGGCGGUAUUGCCUUGCUAAUAUGGAAAAUGGUGCCCCGAACGGAGGGAGACAAUGUCUCCGUCUCAACAAUGUCAUCGAUGCGUAGCAGCAUUUUUCGAAGAAACCUAGAUCGGUUUUCCGACAGGGGCUCUGUAUACUCUAUCACGUUAUCAGAAAAGGACGAGGGCCCGACGAUGAAAAGCCACGAAGGCGACAAUACUUCUGAAGCG